Molecule: messenger RNA, 4551 nt
Organism: Durio zibethinus
Lineage: Eukaryota; Viridiplantae; Streptophyta; Magnoliopsida; Malvales; Malvaceae
Source: RefSeq, a predicted model, not a curated record
GUGUACCCAAAAAGCAUGGAAAGUGGGAGAGAAUCUAGAAAUUGUGAAAUAAAAAAUAAAAAAUUUGUAAAAAAGAUCAUAUCUUUCAAUUCCUCGAUAACACAGAAAAGAAAAAAUGAAAAAAAAAAUUACAUUAAUUGCAAAACAAAACUAUAGGUGAAGCAAAGUCUGAUAGAAUAAUGAAUUAGACCAAAAGUUGACAAAUUUGAAGUCAUUGUUGUUGUUAAGAGAGAGGUUUUUUUUUUUUUUUUUUUUUUUCUUAUUUAGAGAAGAUCUCUUUUCUGCGGUGUGGGAUCUCUCUAUUUUCUCUUAUCAGAUACUGGCCCAGCAGAUCUGAAUUUUCCUUAUUUUUUUUGUUCUAGGCUACCCAUGAUCUGAACUCUUUUUUCUUCAAUGGCUGGUUUUUCAGAUACCCAAUUCAUUGUUUAGGCUCAACAAGCUCUUUGUUUCUAUAUUUUUGGUUCAUUUAGAUCAUGGGUUGUUCCAGUUUUUUUUUUGUACUUUUUUCUGUGCUGCUACAGUGAAUUGUCAGGAAACAUGUUGGAUUCCUUGUGGUUGUCAUUUUCUGGAUAAUUUGAUGAUUUUAUAGAGCAGUUUCUGAUAAGAGGGGUGGCAAAGAAGAUAAUUAUGAGGUUUAUAGCUGCAUUUCUCAUUCUUGAUUUGAGGAUUUAAACCUCCUGAGGAAUAAUCUACAAUUAUCUGUUGGAAUGUGCCCUUCUCGUUUUCCUUGAUUUUUUUUGGUACAAAGAGGCCGGAGCUUGUGAUAGAGGAAGGGCUCACAGGAAUGGGAACUGAAGUACAUUCAAACAUGCAGCUUCGUGGAUACUAUUCCUUGAGGAAUCUAAAUGGCAAUACUGGCAAUGUUGGCUGGCCUUUACAGCAUGAAAGUAGAAACUCAGGGCAGUACAAUGACUUAUUCCUGUCAAGGCUGGCAAUGGGGGAUGAUAAUAAGGAACAAAUAAGGCAAACUAUCUUGAAGCAUGAUUCGAUAUUGAGGCAUCAGCUCCAUGAACUUCAUCGUCUUUACAGAAUACAGCGGGACAUGAUGAAUGAAAUCAAGAGCAAAGAAGGAAAAAAACAUUUGAUUCCUGUGGCUACAUCACAGUCAAAUCCUUUUUCAUCUGGCUUUACGUCUGAAGAUGAACAAAAGAGGUGCCGUGCUUCUGAAUCACAUUUGUUGGACUUAAACCGUUUUAGACCAUCCACGUCUGAUCCACAUAACAUCCAGUCUCAGUUUAAUCCCUUGCAAGGGAAUGUUGUACAAUCUGGUUGCUGUUUGACUCAAAAUGGUUUAAAGUUAAAAAACUGUGAAACAUUGGAGUCUCAACGCAACACAGUUCAGAGCAGAUUGUUCGACCUUGAAUGUCCGGUCGAGGAAUAUAUUAACAAUAAAGAUGUAGGUCAAGGAGUUUCUGCAGUGUCAGGAUUGGAAAGUUACCAUUUAAAAAGGAGUUAUGAGGUUCCCCGUGAGAGGGAUGGGAAUUUAUCCAUGCACUACAAUAGAAAUUAUAGUUGUAAUGGUGAAGCUACCAGUUUCAAGUUAAAUUUAAAGGGAACUCAUGGUUUCACCGAUUUGAAUGAACCUACCCUGGUUGAAGAAGCAUCUAUUUCAGCUUGUGCUGGCAUUCUAGGUAACAUUACUUGCUCCAAAGAGGAGGUUCAAAGGAAGGACCUAUCAUCAAUAUCACACUCACAUCUAGACUUCCACCAAUGGGCUACAGAAUUUUGCCAGGAACCCCAUAAAGCAAGAGAGAGAGGGAUUAGUCUUAACAAUUUGCAUUCGGAGGCUGAAAGGAGGCAAAAUGGAUGGUUCUCUAAUAGACUUGAAAAUGGACAAACUAGAAGCAAUGGAAGUUUUCAUCUUGAAGAUUUGAAUACCCCGUGUAAAUCAGUACAAGUUGAAACUACCAAGGCCCAUUCUGCAAUGUUUCUGUUAUUUGAUCAGAAUAAGAUAGAGACAUGUAGAAAACGAAAAAUUUUUGGCGUAGAAAUACCUGAAAAGAGUAAUGCUACGUCUGCUGUUGCAUCACAUGCACUUGAUCCACUGCCUGUUCGUUCUUGGUCAGAUUCAGCCAAUUCUGGGCUCCUCUCUUGUUCAAGUUGGACUAAAUUUUCUGGUAACUUGAGCAAGAAUCUAGUAGGAAACCCUGGCUCUAGGACCUAUGUCCAACUUAAUGCUAGUUCAACAGCUUUGGGGCAGGGUCAUGACAUUAUCAGGGGCAAGUUGCUUGUUGACAGCAAUUCAAGAUCUCUUCAAAGUUUUAGAGCUGAGGUAUCGCCCCAAAAUGACUUUCACUUUGGCUGUUCAUCUGAUUCCAAGGAAUCAUGUGGUUGCUGUCCAUCGGUUGGCUUCUGCAACCAAAAUGGCAUCAGUGAGAGUAAAUUUGCUUCUGAACAAUCUGCUCAACAUGGUCCUAAAAUUAGCUUUAAACUUUUACCAUGGAUGGAGGCAAAGUCUGCAGUAUCUCAAAAUAUGGGUGCAAUGGCUGUGGACCAGAAUGAAGAAAUUUCUCAUUCUAACUUUGUUUCUGUUAAUGGAUCAAUAAAGCAGAACUCAAAUGGAGGAUUGUCAUGGUUAAGAGCCAAAAGACCAUGUAAUGAGAAACCUAUCAAAGAAGUUGAAGAUUCAUGUCAAAUGAAUUUGGAUUCCUCGCAAAACUUCUCUCACCAAUUUAUUGACAAAACUGCAAUGAGAAUCCAAGAUUCCUUGUUGGCAACUUGCGUUGAUGAUGUGAAGCACAGGAAAAGUGAUACUAAUAAAUCUUCAAGCAGCACAAAGCUUCUUGGGUUCUCCGUUUCUGAAAAUAUAUGCAGAGAUCUGCCUUCGCCCAACUGCCCCUUAAAACCGGGUUCUCCUGCUUCUGCAAUUGAUGGUGUUAACUUUGUUAUGACUCAGGGUCCUCUGCCAUCCAAAUAUGGACAGCAAUGUCUAGUUGAGGGUCUGGUUGCAGAGAAGAGAUCGGUUAAUCAGAAUGCUGAUAUCGGAUGCAUUGAUUUGAAUUUGUGCGUUAUUGAAGAAGGGAUAGAAGAAGAUGUUCAAUCAGCAUCCAAUGCUAUGAGAACCAAUGUGAGGAUUGCCAAUAUAGAUUUGGAGAUGCCAGUGACCAUUGAAAUGGGAACUAAGGUUGCUUCUGGUUGUGAAUCUCUUGAAAGCAACCUUACAAAACCUUCUAACUUGCUACAUGAUGAAAUCAGUGAGUCUCAGGGAUGUUUAAGCGUUUCUGCAGCAGCUGAGGCACUGGUUGCCAUAUCAUCAUCCUCUUUGACUAAUCUUCAGCAGAAGGCCGGCUCUCACGAUUUGGAAAUAUCAACAAGUGAUUCCCUUCAUUGGUUUGCAGAGAUAGUUAAUUCCUGCUGGAGUGAUACUGAGAAUUAUGUUGGAUCAGCCAAUGGUGCAUGCCUUGACUACUCAAUAGCUGAUGGGAUUGAUACCUUUGAGUUCAUGACAUUAAAUUUGACAGAAACCAAAGUAGAGGAGUGUUGUUAUAACCCUCAAGUUCAAGAGAACAAAAAAAGUAAAGACACACUUCUGAGACGGCCACGGAGAGGACAAGCACGGCGAGGAAGGCAGCGGAAGGACUUUCAGAGAGAUGUACUCCCCAGUCUUACUUCUCUGUCGAGAAAUGAAGUGACUGAGGAUUUUCAGAUGAUUGAAGGGCUAAUUAGAGCAAUUGGUGGAAACUGGCAGUCAAGUUUGACACAGAAGAAUAAUGCUAAGGGUAGUACAGGAAGGGGAAAGAAGCGUGCUGGGGGAUCUACUCCUCCCGCCAUGACUGAAGACUGUUCAAACCAGUUUGAGCAAAUGAAAACGGGACUUGAAGAAAGCAGCCUAACAGGAUGGGGAAAGAGGACCAGGCGUCCGCCACGUCUGAGAUGCCUGAUUAGCAGCCCUCCUCUAGCUAUAAAAUAAUGAAAGAAAGAUCAGUUUGUCAUUUCAGAGUGAACUGGAAGUUCUUCUCAUGGCUUUGCUAGUCAGGUUUUCCAGGCCAGAGAAAUCCACAUUGUACAUGUUUCUUCUCAUUUUCCCCUUUAACCAUAUUUCGGUGGUUUUCUCAUAUAGUUAAGUAUCCUUAGUCCUGAUUGACUUGUAUAAUUCUUCAUAAUAAGUUGCAUUGUCUCCCAACCAGAAAAGGAAAACAAGGACUGAAAAUUUUCAAUGUAGAAUGUAAAAUAUUCUAAAGGAUUUUGUUUGAGAGUGUGCAAGAACUGUUCCAUGCCUUAACAAUUAAAGAGCUAACGCUUAUCUUCUGUUCUUGGCUGAUCAACUUUAUUUGUCUGUCUAUAAAAUUUGGUAUGAUGUUGUAAAGCUUUCAGGCUCCUCCAUGGCAUUGCAUUCACCACUUGUUUUGAUCCUGUUUCCAUGCAAUUGCAAAACAAAAACUGUUAAUUUAGAUGGAUAGGAUAUGGAUAGGAUCUUCAUGCUUAAGUAUGCAGGUCAUAUUAAGAAGUGGGCGUUUUUGCUUUGGUUAAGGUGGUUAAGGCAGCUCCCAUCUACAUUUGUUGAUUGUCAAAAUCCAAUUGAAAUUAUAAAGUUAAAGCCUUCUAAACCAA